Messenger RNA from Lingula anatina, 1556 nucleotides. RefSeq lists its product as uncharacterized. Lineage: Eukaryota; Metazoa; Brachiopoda; Lingulata; Lingulida; Lingulidae. The record is from RefSeq and is a predicted model, not a curated record. Gene Ontology annotation, cellular component: late endosome membrane; endoplasmic reticulum membrane; plasma membrane. Gene Ontology annotation, biological process: endosomal transport; endoplasmic reticulum to Golgi vesicle-mediated transport.
CACACCGAAUUUCAACAGUACGUGUCCCAUUGUAGUCAAGUCUAUUGUACUUUCUACUAGGGACUUUUGUCACGCUGUGGAACUAUUUUGACUGCUAUUGAUCCGGCGGUGUUUCAAGUGCUAUGACGAUGAAUGCGCAGUAAGUGAACAAGACGUUUGAGCCCCAGCAGUGAGACGAUAUUCUACAGAGAGAAGAAGUAGGAUUCCAAUUCAUCUGGUUUUGAGCUGGGGUUCUAUGAAAACCGGGAGAAUUUUGGUUGACCUUAGAAAUAAACAGCACGAACAUCACGGAAAAUUAGUCAAACAUGAUGACGAUGAACAAAUGGACAUAUGCUGUUCCUGCUGUUAUCAUUAUAGUUUUUUGUAUUUCAAUGAUUAUUUAUCAUCCAGUUUGUGAGGUGAAAGUGGAUCAGUUAUCAAACCUCUGGAGUAAUUCUAAAAAAGAAGUGCCGCACAAAAACUUCAUGACUACAGAAUUUAUCAAACGUCUUGGAACCGGAAACAUAGACCCUGUCAAUGAAGACCUUUUAGAGUACUUGAGAGGGAAAUGGGUUCUCCCUCCUUCCAGUCUAUCCUAUAAUCUUACCAACCCAAAGGCAACUUACUGGAAUCAAUUAGGACAAUCAAAAGUGGUCGAUAAUAUUCUGAAGCAACGGCGCAAAGGGUUCUUUGUGGAAUGUGGAGCAUUAAAUGGCGAGGCUCAUUCCAAUUCCCUCUUCUUUGAGAAAUUGCGAGACUGGGAAGGAUUACUUGUUGAGCCUAACCCGUGGGCCUUUGAAGCUCUUUUGAGCAAAAACAGGAAAAGUUACACUAUUAAUACAUGCUUAUCAACUGGCAGCAGUCCUGUAAUGGUCGAUUUUCAGUUCGCAUGGGGGAUUGGAGGAAUACAAGAAUACAGCCAUACAAUUCCUAAGGCGGAACGAGGCAUAAUACAAGGGAAAAGUCGCAUACAAUGUUUCCCCAUUCGCUCUAUCCUAGCCGCCAUUGGCAGGACGCACGUGGACUACUUUACCUUGGAUGUGGAGGGUGCCGAAAUAGAAAUUCCUCAAAGGGUUUCCAUGGGACCACGUCACCGUGGAUGUGUGGACAAUAGAAUAUGCAGUUCACGGCGGAGGUCCUGGCACACCAAUACGUCUGAAAGAAAUCAGAGAGAUUUUCAAAAAGACAGAACUGUACAGGGAAGGAACCAUUAUAGGGGGGCAAGAUGUAGUUUUUGUCAGAAAAGACGUACCACAGUGAAGAAGCAAACAUGAAUAUUUUACAAAUGGAGCUGUCCUUAAAGGGAUAAUGACUGUUCAUUUUGGACAAAAAAUGAAUUUUCCCGGAGUAAACAACAAUUUCCCUAUUCUUACCCAUGGUUAACGAAUCUAUUUUUACAUUCAAAGUUAGUCCCUGGUUUUUUUCUAAAAAGUUUGGUUUUAUGUUAUAAUCUCUUAAGAGAUUAUUACAGAGUAUAGCCAUGUAUGGAGGUUACGUAGCCUGAUGACAAGCUCAGAUAUCAGAAUAAUAGCUAUAACUGCUGUUUUUGUGGUAAAACAGAAUAUAUUAUAUUUCUA